UGCGAAACUGGAUGGCUUCUACAGGGAGCCAGGCCUCUGAUAUAGACGAGAUUUUUGGAUUCUUCAGUGAUGGCGAACCCCCCACCAAAAAGCCCAGGAAGCUGCUUCCGAGCUUGAAAACUAAGAAGCCCCGGGAACUUGUGCUGGUGAUUGGAACAGGCAUCAGUGCUGCAGUCACGCCUCAGGUUCCAGCCCUGAAAUCCUGGAAGGGGUUAAUUCAGGCUUUGUUGGAUGCUGCCAUUGAUUUUGAUCUUUUAGAAGAUGAGGAAAGCAAAAAGUUUCAGAAAUGUCUCCAUGAAGAUAAGAAUCUUGUCCAUGUUGCCCAUGACCUUAUUCAGAAACUCUCUCCUCCCCAUAAUGUUCGAUCUACAUUUUUCAAAGACUGUUUAUAUGAAGUAUUUGAUGACCUAGAGUCAAAGAUGGAAGAUUCUGGAAAACAGCUACUGCAGUCAGUUCUCCACUUGAUAGAAAAUGGGGCCCUAGUACUAACUACAAAUUUUGAUAAUCUCCUGGAACUGUAUGCAGCAGACCAGGGAAAACAGCUUGAGUCCCUUGACCUUACUGAUGAAAAAAAGGUCUUGGAGUGGGCUCAGGAGAAGCGGAAGCUGAGUGUGUUACACAUCCAUGGCAUCUACACCAACCCUAGUGGCACUGUCCUCCAUCCCGCUGGAUAUCAGAAGGUGCUCAGGAACACUGAAGUUAUGAGAGAGAUUCAGAAACUUUAUGAAAACAAAUCCUUUCGUUUCCUGGGUUGUGGCUGGACUGUGGAUGACACCACUUUCCAGGCCCUCUUCCUGGAGGGUGUCAAGCAUAAAUCUGACUUAGAACAUUUCAUGCUGGUUUGGAGAGGAGAUGUUGAUGAGUUCAAGAAGCUUCAAGAAAACAUGCUAGACAAGGGGAUUAAGGUCAUCUCCUAUGGAAAUGACUAUGCUGACCUUCCAGAAUAUUUCAAGUGGCUGACAAGCGAGAUCUCCACAAGGGGUAGAUCAGCAGGGAUGGUGAGGGAAGGCCAGCUAAACGGUUCGUCUGCAGCACACAGUGAAAUCAGAGGCUGUAGUACAUGAGCUGCUAGGCAUCACCAUUAAACCGUGCUGUAAGGCCCUCCUGUGGACAGUGUUUAACCUGCAAACGUCCAAGACCCAGAGGCUGAAGUUUGGGGGUAGGAUGUGGAGGGGUGUUUCAUCUUCUCCAUCAUGCCAGCUGGUUCUUGAUAUCUGCUACCUGGUUCAAUUCAAGAACACCUACGUGACAUCAGAACCCAGUGCAGUUCCCACCCACCCCCAGGCUGGACAUGCGUGCAAACCACAGAUCAAUGGGAUGCCUCCAGACAACACUGAGGAUCUGCAGGAAGGACUUGGGGAGCUGGAAGUCAUGGCAUCAAGCAGUCUCUUGUUGCAGUUUUGUACUCUACUUGGUUUUUCAUUAAGCUUAAUGUCUUUUUUAAAACAUGACUUGAAGCUCUAGUUUUCUAGACCUUUUACAGUGUACAGUAUUUUACAUAACUGAGCUGUAUUAAAAGCUUGUUCAUUUA
Messenger RNA from Perognathus longimembris pacificus (Pacific pocket mouse), 1531 nucleotides. RefSeq names its product protein FAM118B-like. The record is from RefSeq and is a predicted model, not a curated record. Lineage: Eukaryota; Metazoa; Chordata; Mammalia; Rodentia; Heteromyidae.